Molecule: messenger RNA, 1674 nt
Organism: Cutaneotrichosporon cavernicola
Lineage: Eukaryota; Fungi; Basidiomycota; Tremellomycetes; Trichosporonales; Trichosporonaceae
Exons: 3
Coding region: 1-1674 (557 amino acids)
Biological process (GO): transmembrane transport; carbohydrate transport
Cellular component (GO): membrane
Molecular function (GO): carbohydrate:proton symporter activity
Source: RefSeq, a predicted model, not a curated record
AUGUCCGACUCUGACAAGACGACACAAGUACAUGACGUCGGGCGGCGGAUGAGCCGCGACGUCAUCGAGCUAGAUGAUAAACGCGCUCAACUCGCCGGCCCAUCGGGUGUUGCGGGACUGUUGAAGAACCCACGCCUGUUCCUCAUUGCGAUGGCGACGGCACAGGGCGGCCUCUGCUACGGAUACCAGCAGGGCGCCUAUGGCCAGUGUAUGGUGAUGCCAAGUUUCAAGCAUGUAGCUGCUUUUGGCCGGAUUAUCGACGACGCAGCGUAUAAGGGCUGGACGGUUGCCGUGUUGGCUCUGGGCGGAUGGAUUGGUUCCCUUAUCAAUGGGUACUGCUGCGACAGGUUCUCGCGCCGCUGGUCCAUCCUCGGCGGCGCUCUCAUCUCUCUCAUGGGCGCAAUCAUCACUACGGCCGCCAUGAAUCCCGAGAUGAUCUUCGCUGGCCGAUUCUUCAUCGGCCUCGCGGUCGGAUCAAUGACCACCGCUGUUCCAAUGUACAAUUCCGAGAUCUCGCCCGCCGAAGUCCGCGGUACAAUGGUCGGAACAUUCCAACUCUCAGUCACGUUUGGUAUUAUGUUGUCGUACUGGAUCGGCUUUGGCACCAACCAUAUCAGCGAGACAAAUUCGGUUUCGUGGCGUCUCCCACUGGCCAUUCAAGCUGUUCCAUCAAUCCUGCUCGCCCUAGCAACAUUGUUCAUUCCAUACUCGCCCCGCUGGCUCCUCAAACAAGGCCGAGACGAAGAGGCUCUCCAAGUUCUCUCGCGUGUUCGUGGUCGCUCGGUCGACGACGAGGUGGUCCGCCUAGAGUUCCUCGAGAUCAAGGCCGACGCCGUGUUCGAGCAGGAGACGGCAGCUGAGAAACAUCCCCACGCUAUCGGUCGGCCAUUUGUCCUCCAGGUCGCCCAGGUCGCCGACCUGUUCAAGUCGUGGCCCAUGUUCCGCCGCACGGCCAUCACCUGCCUCAUGAUGUGGUUCCAGCAGAUGAGCGGUAUUGACGCAAUUGUUUUCUACGCGCCGACAAUUUUCCAAUCUCUCGGUCUGGGCGAUACCUCUGUCUCGCUCCUUGCCUCGGGAGUCGUCGGUAUCUCCAUGUUCAUCGCCACGUUCCCUGCCAUUCUUUACAUCGACAAGAUCGGUCGUCGCCCUCUCCUCAUCAUCGGCGGUCUUGGCAUGUCGUUAUGUCUUCUCAUCGUCGGCAUCCUCACCGCCACCAACGCAUCCAAAUGGGCCGCCCACGAAGGCGGCGGUGCGGCAUGGGCAUCCGCCGCCUUCAUCUGGUUCUACAUCUUCAACUUUGGCUACAGCUGGGGCCCCUGUUCAUGGGUUGUCAUCUCCGAGAUCAUGCCGAUGAGUGCGCGUGCGGCCGGAACGGCCCUCGGCGCAUCCACGAACUGGAUGACCAACUUCUGCGUCUCGCUCUUCGUCCCUCCCAUGCUGGAGGGGAUUGGGUUUGGCACAUACCUAUUCUUUUUGGGGUUCAUGCUCAUGGGCGUGGCGUAUGCGGUUUGGAUCUUGCCCGAGACGCGGAACGUCAGUCUCGAGGCCAUGGACCGAGUGUUCAAGUCGAGCGACGCGACGCAUGAUGCCGAACGUAUGCGCACUAUUGUCGAGCGCCUCCAGGUCGAAUAUGGGCAUGAAAAGGCGCAGACCAGCAAAGCCGAGUCGGUCUGA